Owenia fusiformis is the source of this 3442-nucleotide messenger RNA. The record is from the annotation of a GenBank genome assembly. NCBI's taxonomy places the organism in Eukaryota, Metazoa, Annelida, Polychaeta, Sabellida, Oweniidae.
GUGAUCACCGCCAUAUUUGUCGACUGCACGCAAAGUUUCAGGAAGUGUUUACAUUUUCGUUAAAUGUGUCAUAUUCGAUAAAGUUGUAUGAAUAAAAGUUGAAAUGGUGGAAGCAGUGGUUGAAUUUGAUUACACUGCUGAGCAGGAUGAUGAACUGAGUCUUAAAGUUGGACAAAGGAUCAAAAAUGUCAUCAAGCAAGAAGGAGGCUGGUGGGAGGGGGAAUGCAAUGGCAAAAAGGGCAUGUUCCCAGAUAACUUUGUCAAGGAAGUAGUUGCUAAGCCCAGUCCUCCACCAGCUCAACCUGAUAAGAAACCAAGGGCAGAGUCGAAAAAGGAGACCCAGGGGAAGAACAUAGCACAACUGAAACACCAAAUCAAUGUAAAGGGACCAAUGCAUUUUGGAGCUCCAAUGCCUGUUAAGAAACGUGAAUCCAGCCAGCACAAAAAGAAUAAAAAGGCAAAGGUGACCUUUAGCUACACUCCUGAAAACGAUGAUGAGAUAAAACUUGAACCUGGAGAAAUUAUAGAAAUUUUAAAACAAGAGGAGGAAGGAUGGUGGGAAGGGAUAUCAACUGAGGGCAAGCAAGGUGUCUUCCCAUCAAACUUUGUAGAGAUAAUUGAGGAAGAGGUGGAAGAAGAAUCUCCUGUGACCUCCACUUCACCCACUCCCGAUUCCAGUGAAGAGAUCAAAGGGAAGCCUGUUAAGGGCAUAGGGUUUGGCAACAUCUUCAGUGGAGGUCAAGUAAAACUACGUAGUGCUGGCAAUAAGGAAACCAAGGAAAAAGCCAAGGAAGUAAAAACCCCUGCUCAAACACCAAAGAAAACAGUCCCCCCAAUGCCAGAGGACCCUCCUCCCCAGAUGCCACAUAAAGACAACAAACCUGUUGAGAAAGCCAAAGUAUUGUACGACUACACCGCUGAGAAUGAUGAUGAGCUAUCUCUGGAAGAAGGAGAGGUGAUAGUUGUCUUAGAUAAAGAGCUGGAAGAUAGUGGCUGGUGGAAGGGGGAACUUAGAGGAAAAGUUGGAGUGUUUCCCGAUAACUUUGUAGAACUUAUUCCUAUAGAAGAGGUGAAGCCAAAGAAACCUCCCCCACCCUCAUCCCAUCAACGACCAUCCAAGCCUGCACCAGUGCCCCCUCCAUCAGAGAAGGAACCAACUGAUAUUAAAACAAAGAGAGAAAGUCUCAAGAAAGAAGAAAAGAAAGAAGCCAAGACUGUGCCAAACCUGCCUAGUAAAAAGCCAGCACUUCCUCCCCCUGUUGGUAGAAAGCCAUUACCCCCCAAACCAGAGGAGGAACCCCCUAAAGUAGCAAAAACAAUACACUCAGAGAAAAUAAUCGAAACAGGCGCAGCUAAUGGGUUGGAUGUUGUAGAAAGCACAGAGAAACUUAGCCAUCCUACAAAAGAUCGACCCAAACCAAACAAAAGACCCCCAUCUGCAGAGAAAAAGGGGGAAGAAGAAGUUUCAGCUGAGGAAGAGAGUAAAAUUUCCCCUCGUGAAAAACAUCGUCAUGACAAGAACAGCCGUCAUAGUGACCGGGAUUCCAAAGAAACCAGCAAGGUGGACAAGGAGAAAGAACAUGAGAAGAAAGUUCCCCCUCUACGUAGACCCCCACAGCCAAAACAUGACAAAGACAAACCUCUCAGUCCUGUUGAACCAAUUCCACGCCAGGCAUCUUCUGAACAUCAUCACGAAGACAACAUCUCUACUGAACAAAUCAAUGAAUUGAAAUCCGAAAUAAAACAUUUACGCUCAGAAACCGUCUCCAAGGAAACUCAUGAAAGACUCCGGAAAGAUUUUGAUAGCCUUAAGGAACAGUUUGAUCAUCUUAAGAGACAGUUGAAUAAAAGAAUGAUUGAUUUAAUGACCGAGGUUGAUGAUGAAAAGAAAAAGAGACUGAACACUGAAGUUGAAAUUGAGAGGUUAAAAAAGCUAGUCAUGGACACAUGAAUAUAAAUGCAGAUCCAAAGGCAGCGGUCACAUAGAAAAAUGUUAGCGUUUCAAAUGUUAAAGUUCAUCGCCUUGCUGUGUAGAAAUUACACUUUAAAAUGUUACUCAGACUAACUCAGUAGAAGAUGGAUACACAUUUGUUUAUAAUAGACUGUAGUUUCCUUGGUUAUAUGUAAGGGUAUACAGGAUUAUUUUAUAGACAUUAUCGAUGCAAUAUUAGGAGUAAAACACAAUGUUAUCGUAUUAUAUAUGGGUAUAUAUCUGAAAAAGCCAGUCCGUGCAUCCAUUCAAAUUACUCAAUUUAUGAUAUUAUACCAAUUUCAAAAAUGGCUUAUAGCACAACACUAAACGGAUUCAAUACGAUGUUAUAUUGUAUGGAUUACUAUCUCUGAUUCAUAAGCGAGUUGGACAACCAAAAGUUCCUCAGUCUAGAUACUCCAUUCUGAUUGGUCAGUUGGAAGUGUACAAUUUAAUCAGAUGAGUCUACCUCUGGAAAGGUCUGCUAUUUGUUUCGUUAGUAUAACAUCACUUUCUCAGACAAGUUGAAUAGAAGCCAAAUUCAAAUGCCAAAACAACAAUGGUCGUGGUAUAUAAUCAGCAAAUUUCACAAGUCACUGUACAUGUAUGAAUAACUUUUUAUCAUAUUAUUCAAAAAGUAAUGAACAGGGUGGUUGUACAUUCAUGUGACUGUACUGUCUCGGCCUUAGAUGUAUGAGCUGAAGUGGAAUUUACUUAUCUAAAGGCUUCUUGUUUCUUUAUGCCACAAUCUUGUAACUGGUUUGGAAAAUAAUGUGGCUAAAAUUGAAGAGUUUUCCAUUAUGGUUGUUGCAAUAAAUGAUGUUGGUAAAAUGUAUAGCACAGUAUUAAACUAAAGAACAUAUCACAUGAUUUUCAUUUUAAAUCAACUGAAUAUUUUUAAAGUUCAUGUAAAUUAGUAUUUUUCAAUUUUUAAUUUAUUAUAACACAUAGUUCUGUUAAUGAAUAGGAUUACACAUAUGCAAUUAGCAAAUGUAUUGAAACUUCAAGUUGAUUUCAAAAGUUGGAAAAUUAGAGCACCUGCAAAAUUAUUGUUUGGUGCUAGACAUCACUGAAAUUAUUUUAAACUACUUUAAGUGAUUGUUAGUUGGGGGAAAUACCCCAUAAUUCAUUGAUGGACCUAUCUCCAUGUAAAAGUAAACUCUAACUAUGAAUUCUGGGAUAUUCCUCCUUUAUGAAUGCUGGAAGUCUACUUCCUCCUUUGAAAUUCUUGGGAGUUGGAAUGUUGUGAAACAAUAUGCUCAAUUUUUGAUUUUGCAUUUCCAAGAUAAGAACCAUAUCAAUCCUCCGCCAUUCAAGAUGUUUCAUUAAUGUAUUUUCUAAUAUAAAGGCAAGUCUAUACUGUCACAUAAAUUUUAUUUUCGGGAAUCAUUGGGAAGGGAUAGUUUAACAUAUCAAAUGCAUUAGUGGCCUACUUGACCAACAUUGUGUGUGGUACACUCCCUCCAAAAGUUU